This is a messenger RNA of Ruditapes philippinarum (Manila clam), 5616 nucleotides long. RefSeq names its product transcription factor AP-2-beta-like. Bases 377 to 1834 code for a protein of 485 amino acids. Gene Ontology annotation, cellular component: nucleus. Gene Ontology annotation, biological process: regulation of transcription by RNA polymerase II; regulation of cell population proliferation; anatomical structure development. NCBI's taxonomy places the organism in Eukaryota, Metazoa, Mollusca, Bivalvia, Venerida, Veneridae. Gene Ontology annotation, molecular function: DNA-binding transcription factor activity, RNA polymerase II-specific; RNA polymerase II transcription regulatory region sequence-specific DNA binding. The record is from RefSeq and is a predicted model, not a curated record. The transcript is spliced from 7 exons.
CUUCUGGCUAUUUGAUAGUAUGUUCACUUUUACUUUCUACAUUUGACAGUGAUACUUUGAAAAGCUGACCUUCGGCCAGUUGACCAAAGUUUAUACCUUCAGGGACUUUUCAUCAUUUUUUUUGCUGACCGCUGUUUUUCUGGAUACUUUUCGUUAAGUUUAAUUUCUUUUUUGUUACAAAGUUUGUUUUUCUGAUUAACUAGUGAUUCAAGAUUUAUUCGGAUCAGGAAACCGUAUGCAAAGACAUUGACUGGAUUUACUUUUUAACUUAAAUGAAAUGUAAACAUUGCCUAAAGCGCGGAUAUUGGUGUUCAUAAAGUGGGAUACUGAUCGAUCAAGCCUCGGGUGGCUCCCUCUAGCGGGUAGACGCUCCCCGAUGAUGACUGCUGAGUUAAGCCCCGUUGAUUCUACCCAACUUACUUCAGUCUCCGAUGAAAACGUUGGGAUAGAAAACGGUGUGCUAAAGUCAAACGGAGUGUUAACAGAGUUGGAUAGGGUCUCCCCGACGUUUUAUAAACGCGAAACAAUGCCGACGGCAUUUGGCCUAGUUGUAGAUCAGAAUGGAAAUACUACAAAUGGCACGGAGGAGAGACGGGAUGUGUUGGGCUCCCAUGCGGGACUCGGACAGCUGGUGGCUACAGUAUCAACGGCGGCGUCUUUCCCACCGGCACCUAGACUAUCACAUACGCCGACGUCGGAUUUUCAGCCGCCAUAUUUUCCGCCACCAUAUAACCCAAUUUCACAACAGCCAGUGGAGUUUCAUCCUCACCACGUGAAUGCAGACCCCUAUUCUCAUCUAAGUGGGUUCCAGGCCCCACAACAACACUACCAUCAACUUCAAGAUAGAAAUGUGCUCCGCCAUAGAGACGAUAUACACAAUAUGGCCGGUGGCCUCCAACCCCAUGAUAGAAAUAGGGGAGACUAUGGUGGCAUGGGUCGCACUGAUCUUCUUGUGCCGCGGGCCCCUUUGUCUAUAGGGUAUGGGGAUACAGACCCUUCCCUGCUUAAUUUACACGGGGGAAACAUGAUGGACGACGGGACUCAGGGUAUGGACGAUACUGGGGGAUAUUUGGACCAAAAUCAGUCAGUCAUAAGAAAAGGUAUUCGACCUAAGUUAGAAAACGGCAAACAACUAAUGAUCACCUCUUCAUUGACUGGUGGCGCCCCCACAGAUGUGUUCUGUUCUGUUCCAGGACGUCUUUCUCUCCUAAGCUCAACCUCAAAAUAUAAAGUCACAGUAGCCGAGGUCCAACGAAGAUUGUCUCCCCCUGAAUGUCUCAAUGCAUCGUUACUAGGUGGAGUUUUGCGAAGAGCAAAGUCAAAGAAUGGAGGAAGAUCGUUACGUGAAAAAUUAGACAAAAUGGGCAUGAAUUUACCCGCUGGUCGAAGAAAAGCUGCAAAUGUUACGUUACUGACAUCUCUAGUCGAAGGGGAAGCAAUUCGUCUUGCACGUGAUUUUGGCUAUUUAUGUGAAACAGAAUUUCCCUCUCGUCAGUGUGCAGAAUACAACACUCGGCAGUAUUCGGACCCUACCGACCAAAUGACCAGGAAAAAUAUGAUUCUUGCAACUAAACAAAUAUUGAAAGAACUUAUGGACUUGUUAAAUCAGGACAGAUCACCUCUAGGAAAUACUCGACCUCAGCUAAUCUUGGAACCCAACAUUCAAAGACACCUUUCACAUUUCAGUUUAAUAACACACGGUUUUGGGUCACCAGCAGUGGUUGCUGCACUAACUUCAGUACAGAACUAUCUUAACGAAAUGUUAAAAAUAAUGGACAAAAGUUUUGCUGCGCCAAAUAGUAUGGACCCUAAAAAGACAGAAAAGGACGAGUGACGCCCACUGUAGUUUUUGUUUGUCAAAAAUGUUACGGCAUUAUUUAUAAUGGUGCAGCCACUGAAAUAUACUGCGGGGAAUUUAUCAAACCAAAAACAAAAAACGAUCAUUACAGCAUUAACAGCGUAGUUGUAUAUUUAGACAUUCAAUGAGGACUGCAACAAGGGUGGUUAUUCGUCCAACUUUGUUCAAGCAAAUAUAAAUGUAAAGUUUGUUUGGACUAUAUUUAGAUGAGUUAUUCAAUAAUGUAUUAAAAACCUCGGGAAACAAACAUGUGACUUACAGAUGUCUGUAUACCUGUCAAAAAAUAAUGUGUUAACUGACAUUGUUAAUGAUGAUUGAUGGAUUUCCAAUCGAUCAUUGAUCCCCACAUUAGAUACAAGGAGUUAUGUGCAGACAUACACACGCAUACUUGUUGCAUGAUUCAGAUGUUUAAAAUAGAUAUGUGGAAUGAUGUAUUGUUGAUGGAUUGUGUUGAACACAAAUGCUUGCCAUUUUAAAAGGUUUUUGUUUAACUGUGAGUUUUUUUUUUGCACUAUAGACCCAAGUAACUUGCUAGCAGAAAUCCAGUCAUAAGUGUUGAGAGAUUUUUAGAUAAAUACUGGAAUAUACCUUAUAACAUAUAAGACAUUCGGCAAUAUUACUUCAAAUGACUAACGAUAAUGAUAAAAAUAAUACCGAACGCAAAUAAUUUAGUAAAUUAAGUUAAAGGGAGAUAAUAUCAGUGCCUUGCCAAAUUUACUUACAGAGGUUAUUUAGUCUUGCCAGAACUAUAUGCCAAAUAGUGAGCUAAUGAUAGUUCAACAAAAUAAACAAUGUUUUAGAUGGCUACGAUGUAUCAAUACGGCUACUCUAUUAAUCUUAGGACAAGUCAUUAUCAUUUACCUGGUAUAAUACACAUUAAACAUUUCUUUACGUUUUCAAAUCAGUUUCUUUUUCGAUGUUGUUUUCGACAGAGUUUUGAGCUGAUCAAUAUAGAUUAAGCAGAGAUAUUUUUAAAUGUUAUUUUCUUCAUCAGCUUUUAAAUAUAAACGGCUAAUGUAUGUGAGCAAACCAUAAUUUUGAUUUCUUAACAAAUAUGAAUCAGAAUACUGAUAUAUAAGUCCUAAACAACUCUAGUUUUAUCUUGUUACCUUUAUCACUUUUUCAUUAAAAUGUUUAGAUAGCCGAAUUAGAUUAUUGACACAGAAAGUCCUAAGUAUAAAAACAAUGUUGGUUUAUUUUGUUAAAUAUCUUUAAUACUUUAUUUCAUCAUUGUUCAGGUCAGAUAGUUCAACGAUGUGUUCUUUUAUCUCUUUUGUACAGUUAAUAUAUAUUAUAUAAAUACGCCUAUAUACAAUGUAUUAUUUAUUUUAUUUUUUCCAUUUUUCAUUUUUGUCGAAGUCAUAUUUAAACAUAUAUGUGUUUUCACUAUGUCUCAUUUAGAUGAUUUAACGGGUCUUUAUAAUUAUACAUGCAUAUACUAAAAUGUUUUAAGACCCACCACGACUCAUUUUAUUAUUCCUUACAUUUCUGACCAUUUUUAAUCUAAAAAUUAACUCUUUACAUGUUUGGAAUUAAUGUUGUCUGCUAAAAUGUCAUCUGCUUAUAUUUUAAUGUUAUUAAAUUUUUCUCGAAAUUGACACAAAACUAAAAGAUAACGGUCAAGCAGCGUGGUGCCACUAAGGUAGAUCUACUCGAUAUCUUAACUUGUACCAAACAAGCAAAGGCUUUUGUGAGGUUCAGGGUAAAGCAACUACAUGUUAAUCUUUAUAAAUAUACGACAAUAUGUUUUGUUUACAGUUUUUGAGUGGUUGACGUUACAAUACAUAUAAUAUCCCAGGAAAGAUUUUACACUGGAAUAAGAAAAGGAUGGAUGACAUGAGAUAGGUCGAGGUGGGACUUAAAGUAAUUAUAGUUGAUACUCAUUAUUUUUGAGUGAUUCAUACGCAAAUCACAUGUGUACAAAAUUAAUCCAACGCGAUUGCUUCACGCAAUCUUAAACAAUUCUAGUCCUGUUUUCAAAUAUAACUACGCAAUGCUUGUAUUAAUGCUUAUCAUUUGACCGUUAGAAGGAACUAUUAUCAUUUGUUGUAUACGACGAGAGCAAAAUUAUAGUUCGUAGAUAAAGAAAGGGUUAUCAUUCAUUUUAAACCAAAUUUGUUACAGAAUUAAAUAGUAAAAAGCUUUUCUAAAUUAUUAAAAAUAUAAACUUGUUUCUUUUUCCUCAUCAGGUUUUUAUAAGUAUAUUCGAAAGAUGGCUGAUAACUUGGUGAAAAAUGUAUGAUUUAUAAUUUUGCAAUCAUUAGGUCUUGUAUUCAGAUCGAGGUAGGUUUGGUAAUUUGCUUACUUAUAUCUGCAAACAAAAGAUUUGUACUAUUUUUAUCUUUUGGAAUCUUCAAUUGCGUAAGUUUGACAAAAAUGUGGAGGAAUAUAGUCUUUUUUUAAAUUGGUUUACUAUCGUGUAUAAAACUGAACACAAUACCAUGCAGCCAAGUCACCCCUAACUAAUAUUUUUAUAUAAAAAACAGUUAUAGACACAUAUACACUUAGAGAUAACUUACAAUGUUUAUAUGUUAUUUAUAGAUUAGGACAGCAAAUAAUGAUGUAACAUAAUUAUACAGAUAUUACAUUUACUUUUUGAUUUGCUGUAUGAUUAUUUGGUAUAGAUUAUAACUCCGAAUAUAUUAUUAGAUAAAUUUGCAACCAUAUGAAAAUUUUCAAAACAUGGGCCAACUUAUUUGCAAUCUUGGAUUAAUCGGUUUUAAAUCAUAUCUUUAUUUCAUUGUGUUCUGUUAAUCCAUGGACAGUAUUUGUUAAUUUUAUACAGAAAAUGAUACUAUGUAUUUAAGUUGAUUUUUUUCUUCAUGUACGAUUCUUCACUUUUUUCGGUAACAUAUAUAAGAUAUUUGUAUACUACAAUGUGAGUCAUACGACUUCGUUAAAAGAUGGGAAAUUUGGCCUACCGCACAGUCAGAUGUUAUUAGAUACAAAGCCAUUAUUACCUAAUUCUGAAUAUAACUUAAUGGCUAACCAUUUAUAAAUACACAUUCAUUUAAUUUCUUUCUCAUUGGAAAAAAAAAUGAAAUAAAACAAGACGCAAUAUAUGUUUAAUCAUUAUCAAAUCACAUUUUGUAUAGAUGUAAAUUAUUUCUUUCUCUUAUUUAGCAUUAAUUUAAUUUGUAUUUGCCAUACCUAUUUGACAGGGACUUUUUGUCUUGAAAAAAAACCACGUUAUAUCAUAGGCAUGUGCAUGGGUUUCUAAAGCUGCUGCAAAAGUAAAAGAUGCCCAUCCCUUUUAUUCAGUUUUGGUUACAAUUUAAAACAAUGUGCGAUUUGUUUUAUACCACAUCCAUAGUUUAAUGGUAGAAUGCGUAUGAGUUCACGUAAUUUUUUUUAAGUUAACCUUGUUUUGAAACAAAUUUAAAUGUGGUGUUGAUUAACGAUGUAGUGACGACAUAUCAGUGUCCAGUAUUUUGCAGUACAUUAUACCCCUUCAACCGUUAUGGGUAUCUUUUGUAUGCUGAAGAGAGGGAGAAAACUUAAAUAUGGUCAAAGACUUUUAACCAUCUUUGUUUAAUGUUAAAUUUGUUCAUCCUUGGAUAAAAGGAUUUAAAUAUUUUUGUUUAUGUGUACACUCUGAGAAUAUGUUUAGAACGAGAAUCUAAAAAUAGAAUGAGAAAUUAUCUAUAAAUAACUUACAAGGUUUUGUAUUAGACGAGGACAUUUUUAUAAGUGUGCAUUUUGUUGUUUGUGUCAAAUGUUAUGUGGUAGAAAUGAAUAAAAAUUCCAUUUCAAAGCAA